AUGCUGAAUUCUGCAGGAGUUCUCCGGCAGUUGGUAGGCUGCCGGUGUUCUGCUGACGUAACUUUGUCUUAUCAGCCUCGUGAUCUGGUGUUUUAUGCGAUUGAUGAGGCAUGUGCUUUUAUCAAUACAGUCCACCGUUUGAUGUGGCAAGUACCUCUUAUCAGCAUAGUGUGUCGGCAUUGUUGGGCUAAUACGCCUUUGGUGUCGAAAUAG
Molecule: messenger RNA, 213 nt
Organism: Lathyrus sativus (Indian pea)
Lineage: Eukaryota; Viridiplantae; Streptophyta; Magnoliopsida; Fabales; Fabaceae
Source: the annotation of a GenBank genome assembly